This is a messenger RNA of Gasterosteus aculeatus aculeatus (three-spined stickleback), 2478 nucleotides long. RefSeq names its product growth arrest-specific protein 1. Lineage: Eukaryota; Metazoa; Chordata; Actinopteri; Perciformes; Gasterosteidae. Gene Ontology annotation, biological process: regulation of cell cycle. The record is from RefSeq and is a predicted model, not a curated record.
UUGGGGAGGGGGAAUGCUCGGCGGACUGUGACGCGUCGCAGCAAGAAGAGGGACAAAGACACACGUACUGCGGGACAGACAGAAACCUGAGAAAAAAACAAAAAUAGAAAGAACUACAAGAAGCAAAAGGGACAUCGCAUUCAAGUCCCGCUGGAGGCGGCAGAGCUGCGUGGGGGGGGACACGUGAGUGUUGGUCCACAGAGUCGCACAGGCAGGUUUAGAGACAGUUGCGGUGACUUGGGAGAUCUGCGCCGCGGAGGACAGGGCAGUGGACCGCGCAGAGGACAGGGCAGUGGACCGGCCAGUGGACCGCGCAGAGGACAGGGCUGUAGCCGCUAAGUGCCGGACAAUGGUCGCCAACUUUUGAACAAACUUUCCCGGAAUUACUUUUUCCUUUUUUUUUCCCUCUGUCGCAGCGGCGCAUUGUGGUUUCCCUCAGUCAGAUCGCGACUUCCCUCCCUGCAAAGAGGAGGAAAACUCAUCGGAGGUUUCGGGAGAACAUUCAUAACGGACCGCGUGCGCUCUUCUCUACGCGUCCCGUGUGCGGAACAGUUCCGAGCUCCAGUCCGGAUCGUCCCCGAUCCUAAAUGUGCUGGCGGAGAACGUGCAAGUAGCCGAGCUGCAACACCACCCAAGCAUGCGAUGCUGGUGCGGCGCCCUGGCACUUCUCCCCUGGGUGCUGGUGGCCCUGGACGCUCAGCUCAUCUGCUGGCGGGCGCUGCUGCGGUGCCACGAGGAGCCCCAGUGCGACCUCGCGUACGGCCAGUACCUGGCGGCCUGUGAGGGGAACAUCCGGGGCACGAGGAGGCAGUGUCCCAGCCACUGCAUCAACGCGCUCAUCCGGCUCAACCACACCCGCGGCGGGCCGGACCUGGAGACCUGCGACUGCGCGCGGGACCAGGAGUGCCUCGGCGCCAAGCGCGCCGUGGAGCCGUGCCUCCCGCGCCGCCACCCGAGCGACGCCGGCGGGAUCGGCUGCAUGGAGGCCCGGCAGCGCUGCGAGGAGGACGGCGACUGCCACGCCUCCCUCGCGGCCUACCUGUCGUACUGCGGCCAGCUGUUCAACGGCCGCAAGUGCUCGUCCAAGUGCAAGGCCACCAUCCAGCAGAUGCUGUUCAUCCCCAACGGCGCGCUGCUGAACCGCUGCGUGUGCGACGGCGUGGAGAGGCCCUUCUGCGAGGUGGUGAAGGAGAACAUGAGCAAACUGUGCGCCAUAGGGGACCGCGCGGGCAUUUCAGACCAGCCGGAUGUGGAUGACCUCUAUGAGGAUGAGGACUAUGACCCUAAAGGUGACGGGGAGGAGGAGUUUUCCGAUCUGUGCUCUGCUUCCCAGAGGUCACCCGGCAGCGCGGCGCUCCUGUUUCUUCCCCUGGCACGGAUAUUGUUCUGAGACAAUGCAACACUUUUUGGAUUUAUGAAGAGAGAUGUUGCCCCUCCCGGUGAGCAGAGGAGAUUUGGGAUGGAAUUGGUGACUUAGAGGGUGGUGGGGGACGGCGGCUAUCUACUUCACCCUAAAGGCCUCCCUGACACUCUGCAGUGAUGUGCGCGUGCGUCCCACAACCGUACAAUAUGCAGAGUAAUUGGUCUCACAGAGCAUCUCCCACUGGGUGAAACGCCUGCUCUUUUUUUUUGUAUCACCAGGUGAAGAUCCGAGGACGUGAACCCUGCCGGACUUGUUGCUGAGUGGAGCUGCCUUUGAGCAGCUCCCUGUUUGUUUGGGUUGGUUUCAAUGGUACUUGGGAGUGUGGCUCCAUUAAGACCUUGGACAAACAUUGGACCCGUCCCGGGUCCGUGUUUGCUCUGCUCUCUAUUACAGGGGCGAAGGGGGGGGUCAGCAUUGUCGCAGCGGCCGCACUUCAAAUAUUUGUAGGAGUAGCAGUGAAAGGACGCGGCACCACGAGGGUUGUGGGAUCAAGUACCUAAGUUAACUGAAGCCACUCCGUCUGCCCCUCGACCCCCCGACCCCACCGUGUGAGAUGUUUUAUUGAACUUUUCCUGAGACAGACACCCAGCCCCAUUUCACGCCUUCACCCCCCCCCCCCCACUACUACUACAAGCCAGGAGAAAGCUGUCUGCUGCCAGAGCCAAAAGGUCAAACGCAUCACACGUGCUGCUGAUGUUACCCGAGGUCCAGCAAAGGGAUUCGAACCGGCAGCGUGUCACUAAUGGCCUUUUUUUCCUUCGCUUUUAGCCGUUUAGCCAAAAAAGGGAAUGUUUUUGUCAGUAACGAUCGCUUGUAACGUCACAACGUCACAAAGAAUGUUUGCUAAACGUUAAAUUAUGAAGCUAGAUUAUGAAUGUGUACUUGUUUUACAGUUUCAUGCAGUAAAGUAAGCCAACGCGGUCACUUGUACGCCCCCGACACAGUACGGACACACCAACGUAGAUCCACAUGAUCCUUUAGCUCUUUUCCAUCUUACCUACUUCACAGCAGUGUCUUCCAUGUGGGACGGUUGAAUAAAAUCUUUAUGAAGUCAA